CUUGAGAUGAGGCGUUGCAUUUUUGGGGUCUCUAUUUUCUUCUUUUUCUUUCUUCCUUUCUCGACACUUUUCCUGACCCAACAUAGUGUCCUUAACCCUGAGGGUCGAUGCUUCUCCUUUGACGAUCGAGGGAGCGGGUAUGGUCGCGGAGAAGGUAUUGGCAUGGUAGUUCUCAAGCGUCUUGAUGACGCGAUCCGGGACGGCGACAACAUCCGUACUAUCAUCCGGCACUCCGCUGCCAAUCAGGAUGGUCGCACCAACGGUAUUACAUUACCCAGUCAGGCUGCUCAAGAGGCCCUCGCACGAAAAGUGCUCCAAGAAAUUGGCUACUCCGCGACCGACAUUCAAUACGCCGAGGCACAUGGAACCGGGACUAAGGCCGGAGAUAAUGCGGAGCUCCGUUCCCUCCGUAAUGUGCUCUGCGAGGGUCGACCCACUGACCAGCCGCUUGUGAUUGGCACAGUCAAGCCCAAUAUUGGACACACCGAGGCUGCCAGCGGUGCAGCGGGCCUAAUAAAGACCAUUCUCUGUAUGGAGAAGGGCCUCAUUCCCCCUCAUCUCCUGCUAAAGAACCUCAAGCCUGGGCUGGACCCCGAGGGCUGGAAUCUCAAAAUACCCACGGAACUGAUGCCGUGGCCCGCCACGAAGACCACUCGGAAGGCUAUUGUGAAUAGUUUCGGCUCUGGAGGCACCAACGCAUUUGUAGUGCUAGAGUCUCCCGAUAGCAUCACGAAAGACCUUUCACAAGAAGUGAAAGGCCACCAGAACGGCGUUCAUACAAACGGGCAAAAUGGUCAUGUAAAUGGGCAUCAGAGCGAGAAUGGGCACCAAGAUGUUGAUCAAAACGGCACACGCACGGGGGAUGAAAAAGGUUCCACAAACGGUACAGAAACGCAUAAACUUCCUCGCUUGUUUACUCUGUCUGCUAGAUCCGAGUACUCUCUUAAGCAUGGAUUAGAGAACCUGGCUGGUUACAUAGAAAAUCAUCAGGAUCUUAGUCUCGAUGACUUGUCAUACACACUUACAAGUCGUCGGUCGCACUUCCCAUGGCGCUCCUCCGUUCUUGCCGUGGACCUCCCAUCUUUGGUCGAGAGCCUGAAGGGGAAAGAGGCGUCACCCGAAAAGAGCCAUAGUCAAGUCGCGAACGUCUUCGUAUUUACCGGCCAAGGAGCGCAAUGGGCACAGAUGGGACGCCACCUACUCUCAACGAAUACCGAGUUUGCUCGCUCCAUCCAACGGUCCGACGAGAUACUCAGCGACCUCGGCGCCCCUUGGAGUCUUUCCGAAGAGCUCUCGCGAGAUGGAAAGUCUACGCGGCUUAAUGACAGUAAGUUGAGCCAGCCUGCAAGUACUGCUAUACAGAUAGCUCUCGUCGACUUUUUGGCAAGCUUGGAUGUACACCCGAAGGCGGUCGUUGGCCAUUCCAGUGGCGAGAUCGCGGCGGCCUAUGCCGCUGGUGCUUUGACCCAAGAUACAGCAAUGGCUGCAUCAUAUCAUAGAAGUUUCCUCUCCGAGGCUUCUAAAAAGGUAGCCGCGCAAAUCGGCGCUAUGAUGGCGGUGGGUUUGGGCGAAGGCGAGGUUUCCGAAUACAUAAGCAAGCUCAGCACAUGCGAUGGAAAAGUUGUCGUCGCUUGUGUCAACAGCCCGUCAAGCACAACUGUUUCUGGUGAUGCUCCUGCCGUAUUGGCACUCAAGCAAGCCCUGGACGCCGAUGGAGUCUUCGCCCGCGCUCUCAAGGUCGACACAGCAUACCACUCACACCACAUGCAACUAGUGGGUGAUCAGUAUUUAAAACGCCUCGAGAGUCUCCAAUCGACCAACUCUUCCGAUACGGUGCGCUUCUUUUCGUCCGUCACCGAGAAAGAGAAGAGCGGCGGGUUUGGCCCGUCUUAUUGGGUUGACAACCUUGUUUCUCAGGUGCGGUUCUCCGGCGCCGUCCAACUACUGGGCAAGGAGCUGGGCCGAACGCCCCUGAACUUCAUUGAGUUAGGUCCACAUAAAGCGUUAGCGGGACCUCUACGGCAAUCCCUGGCAGCUUUGCAGGAGCAGGGGUUGUCGUACAGCUACAUUCCUACCCUGGUCCGGGGUGAAAAUGACUGUAAGGCGCUAAUGGACACUGGCUCCGCCCUGUUUAGGGCUGGAUGCACCCUGGACGUUGGCGCGUUAGCUUCACUCGCCCUUUCUGGUUCGUCCCCGAAGGUUGCAAAAGAUCUUCCACCUUAUCAUUGGGAUCACACGACAGUGCACUGGGUUGAGUCUCGCGUGAGCCGCGAGUACCGUUACAGAAAGCACCCCCACCAUGAUCUGCUCGGCUCCAGAGUGCUUACAUCGCCUGACGGACAUCCAAGCUGGCGCAUGUUCCUUGGCACGGAAAGCCUGCCCUGGCUAAAGCACCAUGCUGUCGACGGCUUUGUGGUGUUCCCGGGGCCGGGCUAUAUCGCCAUGGCCAUCCAAGCCCUCAAACAGCUGAAUGAUGACCGCGAUGGCGAGGAGUUGGUGACGGAGGGAUACCGCCUGAAGAACGUGUCCUUCAAGAAGGCACUGUCAUUGCCGGAUGACUCCGGGGACUCUAGCAGAAUCGAGGUCGUGUUGAGUUUUAAGAGGUUAGCCGCUGCCGAUACUUAUGACUUUUCCGUCUUCUCUAUCUCAGAACAGGGCGGUAGUUGGCAAGAACAUUGCACCGGAACUAUAUCGACUAUUCUCAAGUCGCGUGGCGAGGAUACCGUCGCCCCCAACCGGGAGGCCGAACUUCGCCUCCAAUCCCAGCUGGAGACACUGCAGAGUGCUGAGGAAUCAUGCGUUCAGCUUGUCACUCACGAUGCGCUGUAUGCCGAUAUGACUUCCAAGGGCAAUCAAUUUGGCCCUACCUUCACCAUGGUGCAGAGUGCCCACCUGAGUGACUCCAAGUCCUUGAGUAAGGUUCUCGUGCCGGACAUCGUCUCAGCCAUGCCGGGCCGCUUCAUGCAGCCGCAUAUCAUCCAUCCUGCGCUUUUCGACGCGCUUAUGCACGUCUGCGCCCACCACUUCCAGCAGAAAGCCAAACCAGGAUCCACCAUGCCCACUUUUUACUCCGAGGUCAUUAUUUCUGCCAAUAUUACAAGCCAGCCCGGCGACGAGCUUUAUGCUGUAGCUAGUCUAAGUGACACAUUUGCCUACUCGACCACGUUCAACAUCGUGGCAUUCCAGAAAGGGCAUAACGGCGAGAGCCUCCCCGUUUUAACUGUCACCAAUGGAGAGUUCCGUCAGGUCGGGAUUACCCAGGAGCUGGAGCAGACGCGCAAUGACCAUAUAUUCAAGAUGCAAUGGGGCUUAGACGCCAAGUCCAUCACGUCCGAUGUUUUGGAAUCGAUAGUUACGCCCAUGCAAUGUGACACGAUAGGUCUCACCCAGGUGGACAAGGUCAAGGCACUGUAUACUGCCUGUGCUUAUUAUAUUGAUGCGAGCACCAGGGAGAUCCAGGAGAAGGGCCUUGCUGUAAGCGACGACCACCGUGCUCAGCUUUUCAAGUGGAUGACCAGUUUCGUGGGAGGCCCAGAGUGCCACGAUCUGCUCAGUGGUGCUCCUGUCUCUUCAGAAGAACUAGCCAUGCAGCUUGAGAAAUUCGGCGUCGAAGGUCUACUUGUGGCCCGACUCGGUUCACAGCUGACUUCCAUUCUCACCGGAAAGACCGAUGCACUUUCUCUAUUCCUUCAGGACAACCUACUGUACCGUAUCUACCACGAAGACGAAUCUCGGCGCGCGAACCACUACUUAGCCGAAUACGUGAGGAGGCUCACAUUCCAGAAUAAGAAAUUGAGGAUUUUGGAAAUCGGCGGCGGUACAGGAGGUGCCACGCUGCAAAUGUUCCAAGCCAGCAGCCCUGACGGAGAACCGUUCUGCUCUGAAUAUAUGUUCACUGAUAUCUCGGCCGGAUUCUUCGAGCCGGUUCGUACCACGUCCCUCAAGGACUGGGCCCACAUGCUCUCCUUCCGCACGCUGGACUUGGAGCGAGAUCCGGGGGAGCAGGGUUUCGAGACCUAUGCCUACGACCUCGUCGUGGCAUCGAAUGUCAUUCAUGCCACGAAGUCUCUAAAGACUUCUUUGUCGAAUAUCCAUAAGCUACUGAAGCCUGGAGGUGCCUUGGCCUAUGUAGAGUUGGUGAAAGAGACGCCGUACCACAACAUGACGUUUGGCCUGCUCGCCGGGUGGUGGCUAGGGGUAGGGGAAGGCAGAGAAACUACCCCGCUGCAGUCAAUCAAACAAUGGGAUCAUGUCCUACAAGACUCCGGGUUUUCGAAUGUCGAACUUGGCGUUCACGACUUUCCAGAACCUGCUCGCCAAGCUGCCUUGAUCAAGGCAACUGCCCUGCCUGUGUCAUCAUCGGUCAACGGGAAUGGUCGGCAUGGUGCUCCUGUCUCGAUCCUAAGCGCAUUACCAGAUAGCGACGAUUCAAAUACGUUCUGCAGCGAUCUAGCGGUCGCCUUGGAAAACCACGGCUUCAAUGCGACUCUUCGCAAGUGGUCGGAGACUGUGGUCGACGUCGCGCAUACCUAUAUAGUUCUAGACUCGGCGCAGUAUCUUCUCUUCAACCACGCUUCACCUGAGCAGCUCGCGCAUCUUGUGCAGUUGGUGACGAAAAGCUCCAAGCUGUACUGGUUUACUUUUGCGGACGGUGAAGAUAAAAUAGUACCAGAUGGCGCCUUGGUCACCGGGUUUGCUCGCACCGCGCGUAGAGAGAACAAAAGCCUCCAGUUUAUUACUCUUGAUGUUCAGGAUAGCAUUGAACACCAUCGUGCCGAUAUCCUUUCUCUGCUACCGAGCUUUCUUACUUCCACGGAGGCUAAAGUUGCCAUAGACGAGAAUGUCGAACUGGACAGCAUGCUCCGACAUGGGAAGAUCCACAUCCCACGAUAUGUCCCCGAUCGCAAGCUGGCGGCGGCUAUUGUCCCUAAUUCGCAGGAACCGGACUUGCAAGAAACCAUUUUCCACCAGACCAGUCGGUCCGUACGAGUUCAUAUUGAAAAGCCUGGUCGACUAAACACCAUAAACUUCGUGGAGGAAGAGUCCGGAGAGAUCGGCCUCGAUGACGUAGAAGUCCAGUCCUAUGCUUGGGGAAUGAGCUUCAAGGACGUCGGUGUUGCUCUUGCUCAAUGGCGGCCUACCGAGAAGAUGAUCGGCGAGGGAGCCGGCAUCAUCACCCGCGUUGGCGCCAACAUGGCUUCUCGAUAUGAACCUGGCGAACGAGUUGCUGUCUUCACAGGAACGCCAUUUGCUAGUAAAACGAUUACUAAUGGUCACUUCGUGCACAAGAUUCCUGACUCGAUGUCUUUCAUUGACGCAGCUUCCAUACCUAUCCCCUUCGUGGCCGCCUAUUACGGACUUGUGGAGCUGGCCAGCUUAAAGCGCGGGCAGACCAUCCUCGUGCACACCGGCACAGGCUACCUUGGUAAAGCAAUAAUCAUCCUUGCACAGCACAUAGGCGCAACCAUCAUUGCCACGGUCAAUAAUGCCAUGAAACGCCAACUUCUGGUAGACGAUUAUGGCAUUCCCGAGAGCCAUAUAUUCAGCUAUCGCACCACGGACUUCGCAACGGGCGUAAUGCGUCUCACGGGCGGGAAGGGUGCAGAUGUAGUCGUUAACACGCUCACCGGUGAUGCUUUCAAGGCAUCGUGGGAGUGUAUCGCCAAGCUUGGAACCUUCCUCGAGUUUCCCAAAUGGGAGAUUUACAAGCGCUCUCAACUGGACAUGAGUGUCUUUGAUCGAAGUGUCCGCUUCAUGUCUGUGGAUUUGUUUGUCCUAGCUGAGGCGCGCCCACAAUACGUUCAGGAGCUUUUGCAUAAGGUAUUUUCUUCCUUCGAAGCGGGCCAUUUCUCAUUGCCUCCCAUCACCACACUGCCUAUAGGAGAUAUCGAAGAGGCUUUCAAGCUUGUUCAGACCUUGGAGAAUAAUAACAGGGUGGUCCUCACCGCGGAUUCAUCUUCCAAAGUCAUGGCCAGGGCCCAGCAGCUUCGCCUCCGGCCGGACAAGACAUACGUUGUUGUGGGUGGCCUAGGGAAUAUUGGCAGACACCUAUGUAGUCACCUGCAGAAGCGAGGUGCCCGCUAUAUUGCAGUUAUAUCCCGUCGAAAAUCAGACGAUGCUACCCGACACGCUCUAGAAACGGAGUUAGCCGAGCAUGCCAACUCCGUAAUCACCUUGGUAUCGUGCGACAUCACCGAUACCACUGCUGUUGCACAAGCGGUGGCCCAGAUACAUGAUGACUUGCCGCCUGUUGCUGGAGUUCUUCAUGCUGCCAUGUUUGUUGCGGAUCGAACCGUCGCUCAAAUGACAGUCGAAGACCUUCAGGCGUCCAUCAGGCCCAAGUAUACCGGAACAAAGAACCUGAGUGACGGGUUUGCGGGUGAAGACCUCGAGUUCUUCAUAAUGCUAUCUUCUCUGGCCGCCAUAGUCGGCUGUGCCGCUCAGGCCAACUAUGCCGCUGCAAAUGCUUACCAAGACAUGUUUGCGCUCGCAGAAGCUUCAGGUGGCGUGAACAAGUUCGUGGCACUCGAUCUUCCCAUGAUUACGGAGACCGAAUACAUCAAUGAUCAACGCAUUGCACGUCUUGCACGGGAAGGUAUCGAGGCAGUUUCCGUUCGGGAAGUCCUCCCUUUGUUGGACUACGCAAUGGCUGGCCGUGCUUUCCGCGACGGAAGCAACCAGAUCGGUUUCGGCCUGAGUCCUCAAUAUCUUCUCGAUGCAGGAUCACCUAUUCCUCCUUUGCUUCAAACUGUCUCUGGCAGCGCCCACGCAAUUGGCGGCGAGAUACAACAAAAGCAAGAACGAAGCCUCGACGAGCUUAUCGGCCACGCAGCGACGGCAGAGGAAGCAGAAGAGCUCAUUCUCGUGGCCAUUGCCGAGAGACUGUCCUCGUUAACGGCAGUAGAUUCCUCAGACAUCAGCCUAGAUGCCCCACUUACCGACCUAGGUCUUGACUCUCUCAUCGCCAUCGAAGUCAAGAGCUGGGUUACCAACACGCUGCAGGCUCCGGUUCAGACCGGCGAAAUCAUGGACUCGGCUGAUCUACGAGCUUUUGCCUCGCUUGUGACUUCCAGAUCGGGCCUGGUAACAAGGGACAACCAGGCAAACGGUACCAAUGGCAUCGACGAAGCAGACAAAGAGCCCGUCGCCAAUGGGUCUUCGGAACGGAACGGCAUAUUAGGAGACGAGGUAGUGCUUCCCAAGUUCCCUCUUCAGUCUUUGGAAGCCACUAUGGAUGCAUUCCUACAGUCGGUAUCUGCCUUAGGAACCGAGCAACAGCUUGUUAAGACUCGCGAAGCUGUUACCGAUCUGCUGCAACCCAAUGGCAUCGGCAAGCGCUUGCAGGCACGACUCCAGCAGCUUGCCGAUGACCCCAAUGUCGAUAACUGGCUCAGCGAGUUAUACGGUACAGCUCUCUGGCUCAAGACGCGUGACCACCGCCCUCGUUUGAACAAUUUUUUCGGCACGCACCGGUUGAGCAAGUCGCCGCAAUCCCCGGCUGAGCGCGCAGCCUUGGUCUCUUUGGCCGCGUACCGCUACAAGCUGUCGCUUGAUGAUGGAACGGUGAAGCGAGACUACCAGAACGAUCAGCCCUUGUGCAUGGAAUCGGUGCACUGGCUGUUCAACACAAACCGAACGCCAGUAGUUGGCUGUGACCGCGUCGAUCGAUGGCCAGGCAACGACUACAUCGUAGCGCUGCGGCGUGGGCACGUCUACAAGGUCCCACUUCGUGAUGCUCAUGGCCAGAUCCUGUCUCACGACAGGUUAAAGGCCGUAUUCCAGCUAAUCCUACAAGAGGCGCCGGAAGAGGUCAACAUGGCUAGCGUUUUGAGCACAGCAAACCGCGACGCAUGGGCCCAGAUCCGAGGCGAACUCAUUGCUACCAGUCCCGAGAACGAGCAGUUUUUCUCAACAAUCGAGAAGUCUCUAUUUAACGUCUGCUUUGACGACGGGACGCCCGAGAACGCUACUGAACGCGGUGCGGCCUUUUUGCUCGAUGACAACGCCAACCGAUGGAAUGAUAAGACAGUCUCGUUUAUUUUUUGCGCCAACGGGGUUUCAGGUACAUGGUAUGAGCACUCCAUGAUUGAUGGACUAACAGUAUACGGUCUACAGGAGGCUAUCGCAGCGGCUACUGUAGAUCAUGUUGAGGUCGAUACUGAUGUUACUCCCGCCGAUCUGCAAGCAGUGGCAUCCGGAUUUAGCUAUGUUCCGUUUCCCACGACCCCUGACCUCACGCAACAGUUGAGUAAUCUGCGGCAACAACACCUUGCCGUCGUACAGCCGUACGCGCUGCACGCCUAUGAUCACCAUGACUUCGGUGCGAAAUAUCUCCGGGGGCUCAAGCUACCGGCACGUUCGGUCUUCCAGAUGGUACUUCAAGUCGCCCUUCGCCGGCACUACGGCUAUAACCCUGGUUCCCUUGACGUCAUCAGCCAGGCACAAUUCCGUCGAGGCCGUGUUGAGACCUUCAAUGUCCAGACGGCCGAGGCUGCUGCCUUGUGUGCCGCAGCUGAGGAUGCAUCCAUCAGUGUCCAGGAGAAAAAACAGCUCUUGGUCGCGGCCAUAAAGUCACAUGCGCGAUGGGUUGCUAACGUUGCCCGUGGCAGAGGUUGGCAUAGACACGUCCUCGCACUGCAAGAAGUUCUAGAGCCUGACGAGGAGCUUCCAUCGCUGUAUUCAGAUGCGGUUUACGAGAAGACCAAGGAGAGGAAAGUUUUUACCACGUUUGGCGACAGUGGCUGCCCAGAACUCGGCGGCUGCUGGGCCGACAAGUCGGCUCUAUGGCUGUCAUGUGAGGUGACUGAAGAUGGGGCGAGGCUUGUCGUUAUCAACGGUGAUGGCAGGGGGGAGGAGUUCAUAGAGCACGUUAAAGUGGCUGCAGAUUUAGUGAAAGGGAUUAUUGAAGCCUGAUGUGUAUCGUAUUCCCAGUUCAGCCAUACAGAAUAGAUAAUAUGAGGUUGUCAUGACAAUUAUGUGGAGUAUUUUAGCCGGGCCAGGAAGUCAUCGUUCGGGAGCAUCAUUACAGGAGCCAGCAAUCAUAUCCAAGCAGCGCAUUGCAUCGCUAAUAAACCUGUCAA
Truncatella angustata is the source of this 9080-nucleotide messenger RNA. RefSeq names its product polyketide synthase. Gene Ontology annotation, biological process: secondary metabolite biosynthetic process; fatty acid biosynthetic process. NCBI's taxonomy places the organism in Eukaryota, Fungi, Ascomycota, Sordariomycetes, Amphisphaeriales, Sporocadaceae. The record is from RefSeq and is a predicted model, not a curated record. The coding region runs from base 7 to 8913 and encodes 2968 amino acids. Gene Ontology annotation, molecular function: oxidoreductase activity; phosphopantetheine binding; fatty acid synthase activity. The transcript is spliced from 5 exons.